Molecule: messenger RNA, 666 nt
Organism: Neocloeon triangulifer
Lineage: Eukaryota; Metazoa; Arthropoda; Insecta; Ephemeroptera; Baetidae
Exons: 1
Coding region: 1-666 (221 amino acids)
Source: RefSeq, a predicted model, not a curated record
AUGGAAUUGCGACACCCGGAACACGCACCAGUAGUGACGAAAGUGAGCGAAUCGAAAACCACCAGGGCGAGGAGAGACUCCGGAAGUAGCAGCAGUAGCAGUGAUGAGGAAAAAAAGCCAAAAGAGAAAACCACGCAGGUCCAACUGAGCGACGCCUUCAAGAACCUGAGUACCCAGGAAGGGAGCAAAAGUUUUUCUUCGUCCUCCGCGUCUCACCAGGAAUUCAAAAGUUUCUCCAGUUCUUCCGGCAGCUCCCAGUUCCUCGGCCGGAAGGUCGAGUCCAGUUUCCAGAGCAGCAGCACCACUUCCGGAGUCAAAAUGACGCAAAGGGUGGUCACCUUGACCUCAAGCAGCUCCAGCAAGUCCUCCUCGUCCAGCACCACCAGGGAAGAGCAUUUCGUCUCGAGCUCAGGGGGCGAACGUCAGGAGAUGCGGAAAUUGGAAAAUUGGUGCGGAACAGGGAUAACGGGCGAGCAAUUGCUGAAGCAGGAAAAACUGGAGGCUGAGGUGAAGAAGGAGAUCGUCUCCGAGGGCAAGAAGAAAAAGAAAAGGGAGGUUGUCGGGCAGAAUGUUGGAGCAGGUUUCGACAGGAUUAAGUCCACAAUCAAGAAGCCCGGUUCUUCAGGAAGUAGCUCAUCCUCUGAAAGUGAUGAUGAAAAGAAAUAA